This is a messenger RNA of Rhizophagus irregularis DAOM 181602=DAOM 197198, 384 nucleotides long. RefSeq lists its product as uncharacterized. Lineage: Eukaryota; Fungi; Glomeromycota; Glomeromycetes; Glomerales; Glomeraceae. The record is from RefSeq and is a predicted model, not a curated record.
AUGGAUGAGAGUCGAGGAGUUAUAGGGAAUCGCAAAAAGGUUCGCAAUGAGAUUAAGGUUGAAGCAUUAGUUAUCAAGAAUACAGAUUUUAAUGCAGUUGCUACUUCCCGGAAUCUUAGUCCUGAAGAAGCUGAAGUCCUUAAAUUCGAUCAAGAGCGUUCUAUCACAGAUACUAUGGCACUUAAACGUUUUUAUAUGCAGAAUCUUUAUUGCAAAGACAUGAGUAUUGAGGAUUGGAAUAAUAUUUGCAAUAGAAAAUUCGUUGAAAAUUUUAGUUCGCCUGAAGCUCAGAAGCAUUUCUUAUGGUUGUCUUAUUUUCGAAGGCAAGGUCAUGAUGAGGAGAAUGCAAUGAAGGGAUUGAAAGCUAAGGAAAAUAUACAAUAG